Messenger RNA from Colossoma macropomum (tambaqui), 2535 nucleotides. It is a transcript of the gene eya3, whose product is annotated as EYA transcriptional coactivator and phosphatase 3. Gene Ontology annotation, cellular component: nucleus. The transcript has 19 exons. The coding region runs from base 172 to 2013 and encodes 613 amino acids. The record is from RefSeq and is a predicted model, not a curated record. Lineage: Eukaryota; Metazoa; Chordata; Actinopteri; Characiformes; Serrasalmidae. Gene Ontology annotation, biological process: cell differentiation; multicellular organism development; negative regulation of extrinsic apoptotic signaling pathway in absence of ligand. Gene Ontology annotation, molecular function: protein tyrosine phosphatase activity.
CUGCGCAGUUGUCCCUGACAACACAGAAGAGCUCGCGCGAGGGCGUUAGCCGGUUAGCUUUAGCAUAACACGAACACCUCGGUGUCAUGGGCUUGCACGAAAGCAGAAGCAGCAGUAGAGAGUGAGUGAGCAGACACUUCAAAGCAAGAGAGUGAGGACUUCACUGCCUUCAUGGAGGAGCCACAGGACGUGCUGGAACUUCCGGCAAAGAAAGCCCGGCAUGACCUGAAAGUCACCCAGGACAAGGAUCCAAGGGGUGAGAUUUCUUUUGACAACAGUAACUCCCCUGACAGGAGUGAUCCAGCUGUUUUAGGGUCAGAUGUCACCACCUACCCUCCAACAUCUGCAACUCACCUCGAUACAAUUUCUGGAAGUCAAGAACAGUCAAAUCAAGAAAUAUCAAGAACCAAGACCUGUGACACAGAUAGCUCCUAUAAUGAUAAAGUUGAAACAUGCAAAGAGCUCACAGCCACAGCCUCUGAAUAUACCUCACAGAUCUACCAAGGAAGCAACCCUGCAGUUACUGCUUAUGGAAGCCAGGUGGCUUUCCCUUCUCUGGGCCAGUCAGCUGUGUACAGCACCUUCAGUCAAACAGGCCAGACGUACGGCCUGCCCCCAUUCGGUGCCAUGUGGCCAGGCAUUAAGAACGAGCCGGGGCUGCUGCACGAGGUGCCCCCUGCUGGCCAGAUGGGGUUUCUCAACUUCAGCUCAGCCUAUACCACAACUCAGCAGGGCCAGGCACACUACUCCUACCCCAGCCAAGGUUCCUGCUUCACUACAUCCAGCGUGUACACUAACAUGCCCUCAGCCACCGCUGUUACAACAGCCCCAGCCACUGUUACACAUCAGGACUUUUCCAGCUAUAAUUCUCUGGGACAGAACCAGUUCCCCCAGUACUAUGCCCCACCUCCUAGUUACCUGCCAGCUGCUCCACCCAGCAGUGAAGGGGAUGGAGCAGGUGUGGUGGACCCGAAUUACACUGCCGUCAAGACCGAGAACAGUGCCUCUGCAGGCCUGCCCAGCGCCACAGCCACCUCUCCAGAUGUGACCCUCACAGCAAGUGCGUCUCUGCCUGCCGGAGCUCCACUGUCUGCCGCAGCCCGAGACCAGGAUGAAAGCGCCCGUAGGAACCCUCCCAGCAAAGCUAAAGGCAAAGCCAAGAAACCAGACAGUUCUCAGUCUGCUGACAACGACCUGGAGAGAAUCUUCUUGUGGGAUCUGGAUGAAACUAUCAUCAUUUUCCACUCUCUCCUCACGGGGUCAUUUGCACAGAAGUUUGGCAAGGACCCAGCCACAGUCCUGAACCUGGGGCUGCAGAUGGAGGAGCUGAUUUUUGAGCUAGCAGACACUCAUCUGUUUUUCAAUGAUCUGGAGGAGUGUGAUCAGGUCCACGUUGAAGAUGUAGCCUCUGAUGACAACGGACAAGAUCUAAGCAACUAUAACUUUGCGAGUGAUGGCUUCAAUGGAGCUGCUGGAGCAGGGGGGCAGGGCUCCACUGCAGGAGUGCAAGGAGGAGUGGAGUGGAUGCGGAAGUUGGCCUUUAGGUACCGCCGCCUCAAAGAGAUCUACAAUGGAUACAAAGGGAACGUAGGAGCUCUGCUGAGUCCCCUGAAGAGGGAGCUGCUGCUCAGGGUGCGCUCUGAGAUUGAGACCGUGACUGAUGGCUGGCUGAGCACCGCCAUCAAAUCUCUCCUGCUCAUUCAGUCGAGGGGUAGAUGUAUGAAUGUUUUGGUCACCACCACUCAGCUCGUCCCGGCUCUGGCUAAAGUUCUCCUCUACGGCCUGGGAGACGUUUUCCCUGUCGACAGCAUCUACAGCGCCACUAAAAUAGGAAAAGAGAGCUGCUUUGAGCGUAUUGUGUCUCGCUUUGGGAAGAAGGUGACCUAUGUGGUUAUAGGAGAUGGCCGAGAGGAGGAGUUUGCAGCUAAGCAGCACAACAUGCCCUUCUGGCGUAUCUCUGCUCAUGGGGACCUGGUGUCGCUGCACCAAGCUCUGGAGCUGGAUUUCUUAUAGAGCUGGAGCAGCUGGACGCUAACAGAUAACCUCACACGUUGCAAGGAGGUCUUCGGUCACACCUUGGCUCAAAAUAACGGACAUCCACCCUUCACCUUACGGACACCUGCUGGGAGCUGACUAAGGCGGAGUUUGUAAAGUCAGUGCUUAUAAACUGGAGAAGACUGUGCUGACGGAAGGCUCUUUUUACCCCUCUCAGCCUCGGCUCUCCACUAACUUUGCGGCAGCUACGUUACCCUGGGGCUGAGCCUGGCACUGCUACACAUCUUUAAAGACGUGAUCCAUGUGAACAUGACCAUGGCCCACUUACUGCCAGCCCACUGCGAAAGGGCUGCUAACGUAACCAUCUCCAUCACAACUGGAUUCACCAAAGGAAAGACCAAAGGUCUGCACUGGCAUGAAAGCUUUUGGGUGAUUUUUGUUAUUUUCAGAUUUUAUCCUCUCGUUUGUGUUCUUGAUCAUGCAUAUAUUUGCUUUAAAAGUCAUUUUGCACUCAUUCCAAAGCGUAACAUUAUAGAGAAU